Colletotrichum godetiae is the source of this 2462-nucleotide messenger RNA. Its product is annotated as SWR1-complex protein 4. The transcript has a single exon. NCBI's taxonomy places the organism in Eukaryota, Fungi, Ascomycota, Sordariomycetes, Glomerellales, Glomerellaceae. The record is from RefSeq and is a predicted model, not a curated record. Gene Ontology annotation, biological process: negative regulation of transcription by RNA polymerase II; chromatin remodeling; DNA repair. Gene Ontology annotation, cellular component: NuA4 histone acetyltransferase complex; Swr1 complex. Bases 318 to 2258 code for a protein of 646 amino acids. Gene Ontology annotation, molecular function: transcription corepressor activity.
CUUUCGCGUCCAAAGAAAUGUAGUUCUCUUUGGAUUCGAGAUUUCGGAGAUAUUGAAGAGCAGAAACAAGUUUGAUCAUCCGCCUUUCUUUCUCGGAAACCACACAAUAAAACCACGAAGACCACUUUAAUCAACGAUUUCGCCUUAACAUACCUCCAUGAUUCCCGUUUCCUUGAUGCAUGUACGAAACCCAGCGAUAAAUUGAUGCCAUCGAGCGGACUAGUGGCAAUCGUCAAUCGAAAAAUAAAAUCCGCCCUUCCGACCGGUCGCGCAUCAUCACAGCCACUUUCCUGCCGCCCUCCCUACCUGCCGCAACAAUGACGUCCUCCGACGUGCGAGACGUCCUCAACCUCCCCGACAGCCACGCAGGCCCCCGACCGGCGAAGAAACAAAAGACAUCAGGCCCGCGCCCGAAUCUCAAGGGUCUUGCCCGUGAGGUCCAGAAUCUGGGCGGCGACAACCCGAUCGCCAUCGUCCCCGAAGUAUCGAUAUUCAAGAAGCGGCGAUUCGCGAGCAGGAAGCCGGCGACAAAAUGGGAACUCAAGCCCUUCACAAACUCGGCACGGGGCGACAGCGGCGCAUUAGUGCUGAAGCACUGGAAACGCAAGACACCAACGGCUACGGAAAAUGGGCAACAAGGUGGCGAUGCCGACAUGAAGGACGCGGAAGGAGAACAGGCGGCGGUUAAACCCGAGAACUCCAUGUUUGCGAAAUUCAACGUGGAGGUGGAUGUGCCACAGUACAGCGAAGACCAGUAUCGAACGAACCUGCAGAACGACGACUGGAGCAAGGAGGAGACGGAUUACCUGCUAGGUCUGGUGAAGGACUUUGACCUGCGGUGGCCGAUCAUAUGGGACCGAUACGACUACUUACCAGAGGCGAUCAACGGAGAGGCGUCGGCAGACGGGGACGAGAGUAAGGCUAUCAUCCCCGUGCCGAAGCCAAGGACGAUGGAGGACCUUAAAGCGCGCUACUACGACGUCGCGGCAAAGAUGAUGGCGGUCCAGAAGCCCGUUCAGUACAUGACACAGCCCGAGUACACCCUCCACGAGCUCAUGGCCAACUUCAACGCCAACCAGGAGAAGCAGCGCAAGGACUUUGCCAACAACGCGCUUACAAGGAGCAAGGAGGAAGCCAAGGAGGAGGAAUCACUACUGCUGGAGAUCAAGCGCAUCCUCGCACGCAGUGACCGUUUCAACGAGGAGCGUCGGGAGCUGUACAACCGCCUGGACUACCCACACACUGACCAAGACAUCAGCGCAUUCAAGUCCAGCGCCGGCCUACAAACUCUACUGCAGAACCUGAUGAAUGCCGACAAGUCCAAGAAGCGGAAGUCGCUCAUGGCAGCAGACGGCGUCAGCCCCUCCGCGCCUGCGGGUCAACAGCCCGCGGCAGCAGCGGCGGCGGCAACGGCCGCGUCAUCAGACAACAAGGACCGCCGCGAGAGCAUCGCUGCCGCGGCGGCCGCUACGCCAGUGGAGAAGACACACAAGGAACCUCCCAGCAGCGUCGCGCAGACGCCGACGGCGCCGACCGGCGGAAAGAAGGGUCAGCAGGAACGCCGCAAGCUCUCCGAUGCCGACAUGCACGUCUACGGUGUCACACACCACGACCGCCUGUCCAGCGGACCGACAUUCCGCUACGAGAAGAUCAACAAGCUCUUCACACACAAGUCGAACCAGCAGCAGCUGCGUAUCAUGAACACGCUCAACGAGCUCGACAUCCCGCCAAGGCUGGUCAUGCCGACGGCACCGGUAACAGCCCAAUACGAGCUCCUGCUCGGCGCCGUCAACAGUCUGCUCGACGCUAGAAAGGUCACGGACAAGAUUGACGCCGAGAUCAAGCUCGAGCUCGCCAAGAAGGCGGAGCGCGAGAAGGCGAACCAGCCGGAAGCGGACCCCGCUGCCGAGAAGAAGGAGGGCGAAGGCCAGGGCCAGUCUACGGAUGAGAAGAAGGACAAGGCUGCUGCAGGGGGCGAGGGCGAGGGCGAGACAAACGCCGAACCCUCUGCAGCCGCUGAGCCCGCCAAGGCUGAACAACCCAAGACUAACGGGGAUGCCGCCGGUAAAGAGACAACUCCAGCUGCGGAAGCAGAUAAGGCAACCGCUGCUGCGCCGGCCGCGACGGAGGAGGGCAAAGAGGAUGCGGAGAAGGAAAAGUCGGCGCGGCCGGGGAGUAGUGGGGCAACACAUAAACGGAGCGCGAGCGUCAUGAGCGCCGGGGGCGAGGAGAAGAAUGCCAAGAGGCAGAAGAAGUGAAGCAAGUGAAGGCGAUGUACCAUCAAAGUACUGUCAGACAAUCAGGUACUUUGAGUACUUUGCCUCCUCGCUACGCGCCGUGACGAGAUGGAUGAAGUGUCUUACGAUAUGUAUAAUCACACAAAGAUGAGAUUGAAGUUUGAACCUCGAGAAGUCAUCUCCGCGCGUGACCAACCACCCUCUUCCCCUCCCCUCCCCUCCCCU